Messenger RNA from Stegodyphus dumicola, 357 nucleotides. RefSeq lists its product as uncharacterized. The record is from RefSeq and is a predicted model, not a curated record. NCBI's taxonomy places the organism in Eukaryota, Metazoa, Arthropoda, Arachnida, Araneae, Eresidae.
AUGUAUAUUCGUAGCCGGGCCGUUAAUCUGUCUAAUCAAGGGAAAUCUUUGAGAAAAAUAGGAGAAAUACUUGGAAGAAGUGUAAAUUGUAUUAGAAGAAUCAUUCAAAAAUUUAGAAAGGAUGGUACGCUGGAAAACCAAGCAGAGAGAGGCAGGAAGAAAAUUCUCAGUUCAGCAGCAGAGAGGAGAAUUGUACACAAGGUAAGGAUUGAUCCUACAAUAAGUGCUCCAAAAAUUGCUGCAAGUACUUCGGAAACUGUGGGUAAAUCUGUUUCUGCAGAAACAGUGCGCAGAAUCCUCAGAAGGGCUGGUUAUAAUGGCAGAAAAGCUCUCAAAAAGCCUUCAUUAGUAAAAUAA